CUCAACUGGCCACACAUGGUCCCGCUGGAGUCCAGACACAGGCAGCUAAACGCUCCUCGGCCAAUAUUGAUGGAGCUGUAAAUCACAGCCUCUGUAACAGCACAAAGACAGCAGGGCGACAUUAGUCGGACUGAAGGACUUCAUCAUCGACUGACCGGGAGACGGCGUUUUAGUGACCUGACUGCAUCCUCCUCCGUCCUGCAGCCACUCAACACCUCAUUCCUGUGUGGGAAGGAGGCCCGUCAGUCUCACUGCAGGUGUGCAGCCCUGUCCGUUGAGUGUUUUGUGCUGAGCUGGGGACAGAAAACUCAGCUGAAUGAAUGAGUGGGUGGGACCUGAUAUCAAUGUGGUGGGGCCGCUGCAAAUUCCCCCCAACGAUGAAUUCUCAAUCGCAGAGAACGCCCACUUCUUUGACAUUCUGGCAGAUCAAGGCAGCUCUCUCCUGCACGACCCUGACGUCUCGCCCUUUGCCAGCCAUCCCGGCAUGCAGUACCCGACCAUGGAGCCAAACAUGUCCUCGACUCCGUACUACUCCGCUCAGAACUAUUACUCUCAGUACAGCGGGGACGAAUGGUACCUACACACAGGCCUGUACGAGCUCAGGAAAGGACCCAUGGAGGGCAGCUUCAACACUGAGAUGGAGGAAGGGUCGUCCGUCGUGCCGGCUGUGUGUAAGAGGGCCCGCCACAUGUCACAGGCGGGACGCAUCAAAGGGGAGGAGCUGUGUGUGGUGUGUGGAGACAAGGCCUCUGGAUACCACUAUAAUGCUCUGACCUGUGAGGGAUGCAAGGGUUUUUUCAGGAGAAGCAUAACAAAGAACGCUGUGUACAAAUGCAAGAGUGGUGGAAACUGCGAGAUGGACAUGUACAUGCGCAGGAAAUGCCAGGAGUGCCGGCUCAGAAAGUGCAAGGAGAUGGGAAUGCUGGCAGAGUGCCUGCUGACAGAGAUCCAGUGUAAGUCCAAAAGACUGCGCAAAAACACCAAGGCCUCCCCCGGCCGGUCGACGGGGGAUGAGACGGAGGGGGCCGACAGCGCUGACAGCAAACAGGUCACGUCAACCACCAAACUGUCAAAGGAAAAGGUUGAAAUCAGUCAAGAGCAGCAAGCCCUCAUUACACUCAUCUUAGAUGCAUACAACACGCAUCAACUUCCUCACGAUGUCGCAAAAAAGCUGCUGCAAGAACAGUACAGCAAGGAGGAAAACUUUCUUCUCUUGACAGAAAUUGCAACGAGUCAAGUUCAAGUAUUGGUGGAGUUUACAAAAAAUAUCCCAGGCUUUCUGUCUCUGGAUCAUGAAGAUCAGAUAGCUCUGCUGAAAGGAUCGGCUGUGGAAGCGAUGUUUUUGCGCUCGGCCCAGAUUUUCAGCAGAAAGAUGCCCUUCGGAAACACAAAUGUUCUAGAAGAAAGGAUACGGAAAAGCGGUAUAUCAGAAGAGUUUAUUACGCCCUUGUUCAACUUUUACAAAAGUGUUGGUGAACUCCAGAUGGUGCAGGAGGAACAGGCUCUCCUCACCGCCAUAACCAUCCUGACCCCAGAUCGGCCUUAUGUGAAGGAUCAGCAGGCGGUGGAGAGACUCCAGGAGCCCAUGGUGGAUGUGCUGAGGAAGCUGUGCGCCCUGCGGCACCCGAAGGAGCCGCAGCACUUCGCCCGCCUCCUGGGCCGCCUGACGGAGCUGCGGACACUCAACCACCACCACGCAGAGAUGCUCACGUCCUGGAGAGUGAACGACCACAAAUUCACCCCUCUGCUCUGUGAGAUCUGGGACGUGCAGUGACACACGACGAGCAGGGAGGAAGGUCGGGAUGAGAGGAUGGACAUUUCAGUUUGUUUGGGAGGGUGUGAGGAUAUUUAAUUCUCUGAAAAAAAACUUUUUUUCUCCGUUGAGCUUGACUUAAUGAAUGGCCUGAAGUAUUAUUUGUGUGCAACGUGACGUUAUGGCGGGAUUAUUAUCAGCAGUUCAAAGGAUGGGAUUUAUUUAGCAAAUGCUUUUAAAAGGUUUAUCACAUACAACGAAUUGAUAAGUAGAACAAGUAGAAAUACUGGUACUGGGUCAAAGCGGAAAACAUGUUCUCAAAAAGUGUACGAGUUAGAUU
This is a messenger RNA of Menidia menidia (Atlantic silverside), 2093 nucleotides long. Lineage: Eukaryota; Metazoa; Chordata; Actinopteri; Atheriniformes; Atherinopsidae. The record is from the annotation of a GenBank genome assembly.